GAUGAUGAUGAUGAUGAUGAUGAUGAUGAUGACGAAGAUGAUGAUGAUGAUGAUGAAGAUCAUCAUGGUAAUGAUGCUGAUGAUGAUGAUGAUGAUGAUGAUGAAGAUUCGGUUGAUAAUGAUGAUGAUUCGGAUGAUGUCGAUGAUGAUUCGUACGAUGAUGGUGAUGAUAAUAAUAAUGAUUCGGAUGAUGAUGAUGAAAAUCAUGAUGAUGAUGAUGAUUCGUGAUGAUGAUGAUGUUGAAUCGGAUGAUGAUGAUGAUGAUGAUGAUUAUGAUGAUGAUUCUGAUGAUGACGAUGAUGAUGAUGACGAUGAUGUUCUUGAUGUUGAUGAAUGGGAUGCUGACUUUCGGAGAUGA
Messenger RNA from Echinostoma caproni, 358 nucleotides. NCBI's taxonomy places the organism in Eukaryota, Metazoa, Platyhelminthes, Trematoda, Plagiorchiida, Echinostomatidae. The record is from the annotation of a GenBank genome assembly.